This is a messenger RNA of Eleginops maclovinus (Patagonian blennie), 2759 nucleotides long. It is a transcript of the gene ptafr, whose product is annotated as platelet-activating factor receptor. Gene Ontology annotation, cellular component: membrane. The coding region runs from base 500 to 1675 and encodes 391 amino acids. The record is from RefSeq and is a predicted model, not a curated record. Gene Ontology annotation, biological process: G protein-coupled receptor signaling pathway; chemotaxis. The transcript is spliced from 2 exons. NCBI's taxonomy places the organism in Eukaryota, Metazoa, Chordata, Actinopteri, Perciformes, Eleginopidae. Gene Ontology annotation, molecular function: G protein-coupled purinergic nucleotide receptor activity; platelet activating factor receptor activity.
CACUGAAACGAAAACAAACUUUUAUUGUUUUGAUUUACCUUACAUGGUAAAGUUAUAAUGUUAUUUUUUGUUGUUACUGAAAACAAUUGGGGAUAACACCUCAGUAUUAUAAAAUACAAUUUAACAGCACCAUAGACUGCAGCCUCUAAAAUUACACUACUCAAUUCAACACCUCUCCAAAAACGGUUUUAACCACAACUUGAAAACCUUUAUGAAUAUGGGCUUUAUAUUGUAUUAGGCUUAAUUUGACCUAGGUGUAGCCUGUUCGGGAAUUUUUGGCUUAGGUAGUUAAACUUUGAGACAGCUCAUCAUUUUCUCCUUCUCUCUGCGUUCCCAAGUCAUACGUCUUUUAGCAUUUGGGUGUUGUAAUCUCCGUUAAGGAGGGGCAGCUUGGGUGCAUUGUUGAUUCCAGUCUAUGACUGAGCAGAAGCUGCCAUGAGAUAGUUAUUGUUCAGGGACGUCUAGAAGCUCUUCUUUUCUGGAAAACGCACGGGGAAACAUGGCUUUCUCAACAGCUGAACAAGUUGCAGUAACAGGGACCUCUGGUCUGGGCUCAUCAGCGGGUAACAACUCGUUAUUCCUAGACUCUGAGUUUCGUUACAUCCUGUUCCCAGUUGCAUAUGGCAUCAUCUUCAUCCUGGGCCUCGUUGCCAACCUCUACGUGCUGUUUGUCUUGCGCUGCCUUCGCCAAGCCAAGGCCAUGGGUGAAAUCCGCAUAUACAUGACAAACCUGACCAUCGCUGAUCUCCUUUUCAUCUGUGCACUUCCCUUUUGGAUUGGGUAUUACAGUCGGUAUGGUCACUGGGUUUAUGCAGAAUUCAUGUGCCGGCUGACUGGCUCGUUGUUCUUCAUCAAUACCUACAGCUCCAUCCUCUUCCUCGGGGCCAUCAGCGUCAACCGAUACUGGGCAGUGACCCGGCCUCUGGAUGCUGCCUCAUCGGACCACAGACGACGUGGGAUCAUCGUGUGUGUUGUCAUCUGGGCAUUGACCAUUGCGAUGGCCAUUCCCUACAUGGCCUUUCCAGGGACAAACAAGGAUGAGAACAAUAUCACUCGAUGUUUCGAGGGGUACCAGAACCAAACAGAUUCAGAGAAGAAAAUAGUGGCAGUCACUCAUUUUGCAAUAAUUGGAAUGUUUUUUGUUGUAUUUUUUCUGAUUGUGGUGUGUAAUCUUCUUAUUGCUCGAGCAUUACUUUCUCAAGGUCCUCCACAAUCAGAAUUGCGAUCAACGAUUAUAUCGAGGAAGUCCACCAUGACCAUGUCUGCCUCAACUAAAAGGCCUAGAGUGAAACGUACAGCUCUGCAGAUGUUGUUAGCAGUUGUUGGAGUGUUUGUUCUCAGCUUCCUGCCCCAUCAUGUAGUUCAAGGAUUCUGGACACUUGCAGUGUUGCAGAUUUCUAAGGGCUGGGGACACGUAGACUGGGACCAGAAAACUCUUCAGAUGCUCAAUGACGCCCAUCAGAUCACUUUGCUUCUUAUGGGCCUCAACUGCAUUUUGGAUCCUGUAAUAUAUUAUUUUGCUACAAGAAAGUUCAGAAGGUUCAUCAUGGCCCACAUGAAGAAGUUGGUAAAGGGAGAGGGCUGCUCUGAGACGGUCACCUCACAGGUCUCCAUGGAGAGCAAACAUCAGAGCCAGAGACUAAAUAGUGAGAACCAACAGCCCAAAAUGGAUUGAUUCAAACAUGUUAUAUUUUUCUGAAUAUGUAAAUAAUAUCAAUUUAUUUGUGUGUUAAAUACUUUCACGUUGCCACUGAUUCAAGACUUCAAAACAAACUGUGUUUUGUUGCACCUCCGGAAAUAUGUACAAGUCAUUUUGAUGUUUAUGUUAUUCCGUGUUGGCGGUUUCACACCCUUAGAUGCUUUCUAUUAUUUAUGCAUUUUAACCACACAGGCUGUAAACUGAAUUGCACCAGUUCUUCUUGUGUAAAACAAAAACUAGAAAAGCAGAACAACAUGAACAUAUCAAUUAUGACCCUGAUAAUCUGCGGGGGGACACUUUAUCCCUUAAAUCUGUGAAAUGAACGUAGCACCAGAAAUGUUUCACAUCCUCCAAGAACAAAAUUUUAUUCUGUUCUAAAAUCAGUCAAAAAGUCAAGAAUGAAACCCAUUUACUCAACGGAUAGACGUCAUUGGUUGAAUCCCUGCACCCUGCAGUCAACAUGUUGAAAUGCAAUUGAGCAACUUCCUGUCACCAAGUUGACAGUGUGUGUAAAGGUUUUUACUCUUGAUAAGCAGGUGACCGUAUUUAUGGUAGCCUCCGCUACAAGUGUGUGAAUGUCUAUCAUGAAAUCUGUGAAUUAUUUGGUCAUGUUGUUGUGAUGAACACCCAGUUCACACUUCCUUUCCAUUUUCUUUAACUGUUCAUAGACAGUUGAAAUCAUUGAUUGUGAAAUAAGUGAGCAAAAUGAAUGCCUGAGCUACAUUUCCCCUUUGGAAUUCAAUUUUGUAACAUAAUAAUAAUCCCAUGAUUCAUUGUGAAAAGAAGCCCAACGCCUAUUGUUUUUCACUGAUCUGUUGUUAUGUGUAUUAUAUUUUACUUUGUAUGAAGUCUAUGCUAACCUGCUGUUGCUAAACAAAUUUAUAAAGCAUUUUUUUCCCCCAGUGAAACAGCUUUGAUUACCUAGUAUACUCUAAAGUGUGUGCAAUGCUAUUUUGAUCUUCCAAAAGGAAAAUAUGCAGUUUUUUACUCAAUAAAGAACAUUUUAUUUUUGUAACAUAUUUUCUUUAUCACGAUGGAUUAAAGAAAAUUAAAAACUCAA